AAGUUUCUCUCUCCCUCCCUCCCCAACCUCUUCCACAUCUCCGCUUCUCUCUCGUCUCCGCCUCGCUCGCGAGAGAGAGGGGGGCGACGACGGAACCCUAGGAUUCGCGGCCGCCCGGGCGGCACAGCCACCACCACCCCGCCCUCCGUGCCGGGGGGCGCCAGCCGAGCUCCGGGGCGCGCGGAUCGAGCACCGGGCGCGGGUCCACGCCGCCGCCGCCGCCAUGUCAUCGCUUAGCCGCGAGCUCGUCUUCCUCAUCCUCCAGUUCCUCGAUGAGGAGAAGUUCAAGGAGACCGUGCACAAGCUUGAGCAAGAGUCAGGGUUUUUCUUCAAUAUGAAGUACUUUGAGGAGAAGGUCCAUGCUGGGGAGUGGGAUGAGGUGGAGAAAUACUUGUCAGGAUUCACCAAGGUAGAUGACAAUAGGUAUUCGAUGAAGAUCUUCUUUGAGAUCAGGAAGCAGAAGUAUUUGGAAGCGCUUGAUAGGCAUGAUAGAGCAAAGGCUGUAGAUAUUCUUGUCAAGGAUCUUAAAGUCUUCUCGACAUUCAAUGAGGAGUUAUAUAAGGAGAUAACACAGCUUCUCACUCUUGAGAAUUUUAGAGAAAAUGAACAGUUGUCUAAGUAUGGGGAUACUAAAUCAGCUCGCAGUAUUAUGCUGAUUGAGCUUAAAAAACUUAUUGAAGCAAACCCCCUCUUCCGGGAAAAGCUUGUCUUUCCGACUCUUAAAGCAUCACGACUACGGACUCUGAUUAACCAAAGCUUGAAUUGGCAGCAUCAGCUUUGUAAGAACCCUCGUCCAAAUCCAGAUAUCAAAACUUUAUUCACUGAUCAUACUUGCUCACCUCCCAAUGGAGCUCGUGCAUCACCGGUGUCUGUACCUCUAGCAGCUGUUCCGAAGGCUGGUGCCGCAUACCCACCACUUACAGCUCAUACUCCAUUCCAACCUCCUCCACCUGGUCCAUCUUUAGCUGGUUGGAUGGCAAAUGCUGCUGCCUCUUCAUCUGUUCAGUCUGCUGUUGUAGCAGCAGCAUCAAUACCUGUUGCACCAAAUCAAGCUGUCUCCAUGUUGAAACGGCCAACCAUAACAGAUUAUCAAAGUGCAGAGUCUGAGCAACUAAUGAAGCGACUGAGGCCUAGUGGACAUGGCGUUGAUGAGGCCACCUAUCCUGCCCCCAUCCCUCAACCUGCUUGGUCAGUGGAUGAUCUUCCUAGGACAGUUGCUUGUUCACUGUCACAUGGAUCUAAUGUAACUAGCAUGGAUUUCCAUCCGACUCGUCAUACACUACUUCUAGUUGGAUCUGCUAAUGGUGAAUUCACACUUUAUGAGAUUGGUCUGCGUGAGACGUUGCUUUCAAGGCCCUUCAAAAUUCGGGACAUAAAUGCAUGUUCACCACAGUUUCAGAAUGCUGUGGUCAAAGACUCCUCAAUAUCCAUUAAUCGAGUUACCUGGAGCCCUGAUGGAGAAUUGAUUGGAGUCGCAUUCACAAAACAUUUGAUUCAUCUACAUGCUUAUCAACAACCAAAUGAGACACGCCAUGUUCUAGAGAUUGAGGCUCACUCCGGAGGAGUAAAUGACAUAGCAUUCUCCCGACCAAAUAAGCAACUUUGUGUUGUCACAUGUGGAGAUGAUAAACUGAUUAAGGUUUGGGAUAUGCACGGACAGAAAUUAUUCACAUUUGAAGGGCAUGAGGCGCCUGUGUAUUCUAUCUGCCCUCAUCAUAAAGAGAGUAUUCAGUUCAUCUUCUCAACUUCCCUUGAUGGAAAAAUUAAGGCCUGGCUUUAUGACAAUGUGGGAUCUAGGGUGGACUAUGAUGCUCCUGGGAAGUGGUGUACUACUAUGCUCUAUAGUGCUGAUGGAACUAGGUUGUUCUCAUGUGGAACGGGCAAAGAGGGAGACUCAUAUUUGGUUGAGUGGAAUGAGAGUGAAGGAUCUAUUAAGAGGACAUAUUCUGGAUUUCGUAAAAGGUCAGCUGGUGUUGCUGGUGUAGUGCAGUUUGAUACUGCUCAGAAUCACUUCUUGGCUGCUGGUGAAGAUAACCAGAUUAAAUUCUGGGAUGUUGAUAACACUAAUAUGCUGACCUGCACGGAAGCUGAUGGAGGCCUCCCAGCUCUUCCUCGCUUGAGGUUCAAUAAAGAAGGCAACCUUCUUGCUGUUACUACAGUAGACAAUGGUUUUAAGAUACUUGCAAAUGCUGAUGGACUCAGAACUCUACGCGCUUUUGGAAGCCGACCUUUUGAAGCAUUUAGGCCGCAAUAUGAAGCUUCUUCUAUGAAGGUCUCAGGUGCUCCUGUUGUUACUGGCAUCUCUCCUAACAUAGGCCGAAUGGAUCACUUAGAUAGGAAUUCUCCUGCAAAGCCAUCUCCUAUACUGAAUGGUGGGGAUACAGCAUCAAGAAGCAUUGAUAUAAAGCCCAGAAUCUCAGAAGAAAAACCUGAUAAGGCAAAACCUUGGGAAUUGAUGGAGGUCUUAAAUCCUCAGCAAUGCCGUGUAGCCACAAUGCCAGAAACUCCUGACCAGCCCAGAAAGGUCGUCCGCCUUCUGUACACAAAUUCUGGUGUUGGGUUGCUAGCACUAGGGUCUAAUGCCAUUCAAAGGUUAUGGAAAUGGAGUCGAAAUGAGCAAAAUCCGAGUGGAAAGGCCACAGCCGGUGUUGUGCCACACCAUUGGCAGCCAAAUAGCGGUCUUGUCAUGACAAAUGAUACAGCAGAUACCAAUCCAGAGGAGGCAGUUCCAUGCAUCGCACUCUCCAAGAAUGAUUCUUAUGUGAUGUCCGCUUGUGGUGGGAAGGUUUCCUUGUUUAACAUGAUGACAUUUAAGGUGAUGACAACAUUCAUGCCACCUCCACCAGCAUCAACAUUUUUAGCGUUUCACCCUCAAGACAAUAACAUCAUAGCAAUAGGAAUGGAAGAUUCAACCAUCCACAUAUACAAUGUCAGGGUAGAUGAGGUAAAAACUAGACUCAAAGGACAUCAAAAGAGGAUAACUGGGUUAGCUUUCUCCACCAACCUUGGUGUACUUGUUUCUUCUGGCGCUGAUGCACAGCUGUGUGUGUGGGCCAAUGACACCUGGGAGAAAAAGAGAACCAUUUCUAUACAGAUGCCAGCUGGAAAGACUGCUUCAGGCGAUACAAGGGUCCAGUUUAGUUCUGACCAAAGUCACUUGCUAGUAGUACAUGAAACUCAGCUAGCUAUAUAUGAUGCGUCAAAAAUGGAGAGGGUCUAUCAGUGGAUACCCCAGGACACGUUGUCAGCUCCUAUAUCGCAUGCAUCGUACUCAUGCAACAGUCAGCUGGUUUUUGCUGCCUUCGCUGAUGGUAAUGUAGGUGUUUUUGAUGCGGAGAACUUGAGAUUAAGAUGCCGAAUUGCGCCAUCUGUAUACAUGUCUUUGACAGCCAUAAACAGCAAUCCACCUGUUCACCCUCUUGUCGUCGCUGCACAUCCCAAUGAGCCAAACCAAUUCGCGGUCGGGCUGUCAGAUGGGUCUGUUAAAGUGCUGGAGCCCUUGGAGUCCGAAGGGAAGUGGGGAACACCCGCCCCGGCAGACAAUGGGAUUCCCAAUGGCAAGACGCCGGCAUCAUCAGCUACUAGCAACCCCGCCGCGGAUCAAAUCCAAAGAUAGAUGUAUCGCUGAAGUUUUCUCUGUAAAUUUUCUAAUUGAACUGACUUAUUUGUAUGUGGAUGUCGUUAGGAUAUUAUUGUUGCAUUUGUUGGAAAAAGCAGGACAGAACAGGUUAAGGUCAAAACUUGUCUCAUGAAAGGUGAUGUUUGCAUUAGGGGAUAGUAGUGUCCAUAAAGUGUGUCGCCUUAGGUAUUCUCAGGUUUAGCUCGAAUGAUGUAAGCUAUAUAUUUCUUAAUGCAUGUAAAGCAAUAUAUAGUUUUGCCCCAAUACCCA
Messenger RNA from Setaria italica (foxtail millet), 3889 nucleotides. RefSeq names its product protein TPR1. Gene Ontology annotation, biological process: regulation of DNA-templated transcription. Bases 224 to 3616 code for a protein of 1130 amino acids. The record is from RefSeq and is a predicted model, not a curated record. The transcript has 25 exons. Gene Ontology annotation, molecular function: protein binding. NCBI's taxonomy places the organism in Eukaryota, Viridiplantae, Streptophyta, Magnoliopsida, Poales, Poaceae.